Molecule: messenger RNA, 1382 nt
Organism: Ziziphus jujuba (common jujube)
Lineage: Eukaryota; Viridiplantae; Streptophyta; Magnoliopsida; Rosales; Rhamnaceae
Product: 24-methylenesterol C-methyltransferase 2
Exons: 1
Coding region: 108-1190 (360 amino acids)
Biological process (GO): steroid biosynthetic process
Molecular function (GO): S-adenosylmethionine-dependent methyltransferase activity
Source: RefSeq, a predicted model, not a curated record
CAUACCAAGCUUACAAAAGGGGGGUAAUAGGGUAGAGACCCAAGUUUCUCCGUUUUCACAUACUAGUUUCUUUUGCUAGUUGCUAUUCUAUCUUUGCCUCUUGUGUAAUGGACUCUGUUGCUCUGUUUUGUACUGGGGCUCUCCUAGCCGGCGGUAUCUACUGGUUUGUUUGCAUUCUCGGCCCUGCAGAGCAAAAGGGAAAGCGAGCCGUCGAUCUUUCCGGAGGCUCGAUCUCCGCCGAGAAAGUCCAGGACAACUACAAGCAGUAUUGGUCAUUCUUUCGCCGCCCCAAAGAGAUCGAAACCGCCGAGAAAGUCCCCGACUUCGUUGACACAUUUUACAAUUUAGUCACCGAUAUAUAUGAGUGGGGCUGGGGCCAGUCCUUCCAUUUCUCACCAUCCAUCCCCGGCAAGUCCCACCGCGAUGCCACGCGCCUCCACGAGGAGAUGGCCGUCGAUCUCAUCGAUGUCAAACCGGGGGAUCGAAUUCUCGACGUCGGAUGCGGGGUCGGCGGGCCCAUGCGUGCAAUCGCCGCCCACUCGCGUGCGAAAGUCGUCGGCAUCACGAUUAAUGAGUAUCAGGUGAACCGCGCGCGUAUGCAUAACAAGAAGGCCGGGAUAGACUCGCUCUGCGAGGUUGUCUGCGGGAAUUUCCUCGAGAUGCCUUUCCCGGACAACAGCUUCGACGGUGCGUACUCGAUCGAAGCGACCUGUCACGCGCCGAAGCUCGAAGAGGUUUACGCCGAGAUCUUUAGGGUUUUGAAGCCUGGAUCUCUAUACGUUUCGUACGAGUGGGUGACGACGGACAAGUACAGGGCCGAGAACCCUGAGCACGUGGAGACGAUUCAGGGGAUUGAAAGAGGGGACGCCUUGCCUGGUCUUAGGAGCUACCUGGAUAUUGCAGAGACGGCGAGGAAGGUAGGGUUCGAGGUGGUGAAGGAGCGAGAUCUGGCAAAGCCACCGGCUCAGCCGUGGUGGACAAGGUUGAAGAUGGGCAGGAUCGCCUACUGGAGAAACCACAUUCUAGUCACUGUGCUCGCGGCCUUGGGAAUCGCACCUAAAGGAACCGUGGAUGUCCAUGAGAUGUUGUUCAAGACCGCUGACUAUCUGACCAGAGGCGGUGAGACUGGAAUCUUCACUCCAAUGCACAUGAUCCUCUGCCGGAAGCCCGAUUCCCCUCCCUCUUCCUGACUAACUAAUUAGUUCUGGAGGUAAAACGCACACCUCUCAAUCUGUCCUACUGCCUCCUGUUCUACCUCCUCUCUUCCUGGUACUCCUAGUUUUUUUUUUUUUUUUUCUUUCUUUUUAGUUCUAAUUUUAUUAUGUUAUUGUAAUUUUGUUUUCGAAUUUAUUUGAAUUUCAUGGUUGAAUAUUUGAUUUCCA